Caenorhabditis sp. 36 PRJEB53466 is the source of this 3244-nucleotide messenger RNA. Lineage: Eukaryota; Metazoa; Nematoda; Chromadorea; Rhabditida; Rhabditidae. The record is from the annotation of a GenBank genome assembly.
AUGGCGCCAGGACCGAUGCCACCAACUCCGAAGCCGAAAGGCCCGAUGCCGCCGAUUGUGGUCCCGCCCAUCUCGAUUCCGCCGGCCGUCGCCCCGACUUCUCUGUCGAUCGCGGCUGGAGGUCCCGUCGAUUUGUACGAGAGCCAGCACAAGGACGCCAACGAUGCGUGUAUCAAGCGUCUGAGACAAUUGAAUGUAAGCUAUAACUAACUUUCAGCGUUUUGUGAUUAAACAUUAUUUGUUUUAGGUGGAAGACGGCAGGCGCGUCUACCCGGCUCCCAGCGCUCCGGGCCAGUCUGGAAAGACCGUUGAAGUUCAGACGAACAUCUUCGGAAUCGAAGUGACCAAGCAGACGGAGCUCUUCCAUUACGUGGUCCACGCCAAAGCCGAUUUGGCGUCCAACAAGGAGGCUGUGUUCACCAAAAAGGGAAAAGAGGACUACGUUGUUCUGGACCGCAACGAGAAGUGCUGUGACAUCCUUUUCCACGCCAUCGAGACGCAUCCGGACCUGUUCAAGAUGCCUCAUGGGAACCAUAUCGUCUACGACGGCCAGAGCGUCCUCUUCACCACCAUCGACAUCUUCGAAGGCUUCACUGGCCCUACGAAGACGCAUAUCAUCGAAAUCAACGGUGCCGAUACGAAGAACGCGGAUCUGGCGGCGCUGACUCACAUCAAGCUCGAGAUCUUCCCUGGAAAGUGUGGAAAGAUGGCCAUCUCGGGACCGAUUCUGGCCGAGCGCACCGCCGACGGAAAUCUGGAAGUCAACAAUCGCUCCUACUCGCAAUUUCUUGAGAUUGCGCUCAAUCAAAAGUGCAUACGAGAGACGGAGAAUUUCGGAUGCUUCGAACAUGGAAAGGUGUACUUCCUGAAACCGACGAACCAAGGAUUCCGUCCGGCGGAUUGCAUAGACGUCGGAGACGGAAAAGCGCUGUUUCCGGGAGUCAAAAAGACUGUCCAGUUCAUCGAAGGACCAUUCGGACGUGGACAAAACAACCCAUCCGUCGUCAUUGACGCUAUGAAGGCUGCUUUCCACAAGGAGCAGCCGGUGUUGAACAAAAUUCACGAUAUUCUGAGAAAAGAUCCAUCGGCUGGGCUUUCCGAUGCGGACCGAGAUCGUGUGGGGGCGGUCAUCAAAGGAUUGGACAUAUUCUCGAACUACACCGGACGCACCCGACAUCUCAAAAUCGAGGGAAUCCAUCACGACUCUCCGGCGAAGGCGAGAUUUGAGCUGAAAGAAGGAGGAAGUGUGACUGUGCAGCAGUACUUCCAGGACAAGUACAAUAUCGCCCUUAAGUUAGUUUACCGGUUCCGUCAAUAUUUGAUAUGCUGUUCAGGUACCCGAACUCAAAUCUGUUGAUUUGUAAGGAACGCGGAAACAAGAACUACUAUCCGGCGGAACUUAUGACUAUCACGAAAAGCCAGCGUGUCACGAUUCCACAGCAAACGAGCGUGCAAAGUCAGAAGACGACUAAGGAAUGCGCCGUUCUUCCAGACGUUCGUCAGCAUCUUAUCGUUCAAGGAAAGAACGCCACGAACAUAUGCGAGGAGAACGAGCUUCUGAAGGAACUCGGAGUGAAAGUGUACCCGCAGCCAUUGAUGGCCAAGGCUCGUGAGUUUGAGUCGAAGGAGCUGCAAUACGCCACCCGGACAUCGCGUUCGGAACUCGGAAAGUGGCGCUCCCCACAGGACAACUACAUCAAUCCGUGCCAUUUCCCACAAGUUUGGGCCGCCUACGCCAUCGGAACCAGUUCUUCGCAGUUCUCACCGGGCGAUAUGCAGUUCGUGACGAUAUUUUGUUGCUUCUAAAAUUGUUUCCGCUUCCAGAGGAUUCAUCCAGCAAUUCGUCGAGUGUUGCCAGAGGAAGGGAAUCACCGUCGGCCCGCCGGCUGAAUACCCGCUCGUCACGCCAGACAAAAUUGAUGAAAAGCUUCAAUUUGCGAUCAGAAGCAAGUGCAAGUUCGUGUUCGUCAUCACGGAUGACUCGAUCACUCAUCUCCAUCGUUAGUUAUCUGCUAUGCGUGUUCACAAACAACUUUGUUUUCAGAGCGUUUCAAGUUCUUGGAACGCAACAGCGAGAUGAUCAUCCAGGACAUGAAAAUGUCAAAGGCCAUCUCUGUUGUCAGGGCCGGAAAGCGACUGACGUUGGAGAAUGUCAUCAACAAGACGAACCUGAAGCUGGGAGGAGCCAACUACACCGUUGUCGACCACAAGAAGAGGUUCGUUUCCUUACAGGCAUCAUUUUUUGAAUGUCACCUCGUUCCGCCUUCAGCAUGUCCGACGAACAGCUCAUCAUCGGAGUCGGAGUGUCUGCGCCGCCGCCGGGAACGAAAUACUUGGUCGAAGGAAAGGGAUACCUGAAUCCACUGAUCGUGGGGUUCGGAUCGAACGCCAAAGCCAGCCAGGAAUUCUCUGGGGACUUUGUCCUUGCUCCGAACGGACAAGAAGUUUGCAUUUUCAGAAUUUUGUCCUGAUAACGCGUUUUCAGACUAUGGCUUCGAUCGAAGACGUCGUCAGAAACUCGUUGGAUCUCUACAGGAAGUCCCGCAACAACUCUGUCCCGAAGCGAAUCAUCAUCUACCGCAGUGGGGCUUCGGAGGGAUCGCACGGAGCCAUAUUGGCCUAUGAGAUUCCGCUCGCUCGCGAAGUCAUCAGGGACAUUGCUCCAGAUGCCAAACUGAUCUACAUUGUCGUGACUAAAGAUCACUCGUAUCGAUUCUUCCAGGAACACGUGAGAACACGCGUUGAAUUAGGCGGUUCAAAUAAAUGUUUGCAGAUCAAUCCCGGUCUGAAGCCAACCGAAAUGAACAUUCCGGCUGGAAUCGUUCUCGAUCACGCGGUCACCCAUCCGGCUUGCAAGCAGUUCUUCCUCAAUUCGCACACAACGCUCCAGGGAUCUGCGAAGAGUCCGUUGUACACGGUGCUCUACGAUGACUGCAACGCAUCGAUGGACAGACUCGAGGAGCUGACCUACACGCUGUGCUUCCACCACCAAAUCGUCUCUCUGACGACUUCUCUGCCAACUCCGCUCUACAUUGGUAACGAGUACGCGAAGAGAGGACGUGCUCUGUGGAACGAGAAGACGUGAGGAUCCCUUCUACGAUUGUUUCCUUUUGCAAAAUAUGUUUUCAGGCAAGGACUUCCAGUCGAGAUCAACGGAUCGGAACGUGCCCGACUGGAGGAGUUCACCAAGGAGAUCGCCUACAAAUUCACCGAGGACCUCUACAACAAGCGCGUCAACGCCUAA